AGUGCACACCAAUUUUACGAAAAAAUGCCUAAGCGAAGUGCUCAGGAGAAGUUAAAACGAUACAAACGUAAAAUAAGGAAAAUUCAAGAAGAGGAGAGUAAAAAACGUCGACUACGACGUGUUUUUGAUUCCUCAGAUGACGAAAAUGUUACAGAUUUGGAUCAUGCCGAAUCAUUCGGACUUAUGGAUGGACAAACUGAGGCUCCGAUUUCCAUGCCGGAAUGUCAACCAGAUGAGCCGGACGAACCACCACCGGCGUCUCCGACUCCAAAACUAUCAGAGUCCGCAGACGGGGCGCAACCUGAAGACUCGCAAGUACCGAACACAUCACCUACGGAGGUCACGCCCGAACCGGAACAGACCUUAGAUCCCGAGCUAUUAUCGGCUUUAGGUGCUUCCACCUCAGACACGCCAGAAUUCGGGGAAGCUAUUCACGACAGCUUAGCGACUUUGACCAUUUGA
Molecule: messenger RNA, 462 nt
Organism: Ostrinia nubilalis (European corn borer)
Lineage: Eukaryota; Metazoa; Arthropoda; Insecta; Lepidoptera; Crambidae
Exons: 3
Coding region: 25-462 (145 amino acids)
Source: RefSeq, a predicted model, not a curated record